Messenger RNA from Haliotis rubra (blacklip abalone), 1301 nucleotides. Its product is annotated as C-type lectin domain family 4 member M-like. The transcript is spliced from 4 exons. Gene Ontology annotation, molecular function: signaling receptor activity. Lineage: Eukaryota; Metazoa; Mollusca; Gastropoda; Lepetellida; Haliotidae. The record is from RefSeq and is a predicted model, not a curated record. Bases 92 to 745 code for a protein of 217 amino acids.
GAAAGUGAGCAAAUUUCUUUCUGCAGAACUCACGAAAACGGACGCUUUAAGUACGCGCGACUCGAAUAGGUGAGGAUCCUAAUAAGGUACUAUGGCUACAGGGUUAUUGCUGUCUGUGAUCCUGUCCGAUGUUCUUGACAACAGUCUCAAUAUAGCCGUGACAAACAGUAUUUUCAAUUGUGCGAUACGGUGUUACUCAAGUGGUUGUUCCUCUUUCUUCUAUAACAAAGCGACUCACCAGUGUGCCAUAUCACCGCACACAUAUCGCCAUGGAAACAUUGUGUUGGCAUCCAACACGGGAAUGAAGCUGUACUCUUGGAAUCUGGAUGGAUGUUCGUUAUCAGAUGGUUGGACUUACCACCCUCCCUCUAAUCUCUGCUACAAGCGCAGUGAUUACAAAGUAAACAUUACCAUGGCAGAGACCUUGUGUAGAGAAGCUGGAGCAAGACUUGCUGUCGUCGACACUGCCGAGAAGAACGACCAUCUCCUAACAUUACAUCUGAUUUCAGGUCAGGUGUCUUGGAUUGGGCUUCGUAAAGUUUCUGGAACGUGGAAAUGGAGCAACGGAGAAACACUUGGACCUUUCAUGGCCUGGAAAUCCCCUCAUCCAGUAAAUGGCAAGGAGUGUGGCGUUUUGUCAGGAUUUUUGCAAGGAUGGUCAUCAUUUAACUGUCUCACUGAUUCUGAUGUUAACUAUAUAUGUGAUAAACAGAUGAAAGAUGGCGUGAUGAAUUUAGGUGUGUAAGGUGGAAAACAAGACAUUAACGCAAUAUUAUAAGUUGUAUGCUUCUCUCGAGGGUAAUAUACGGCCUGAUGUACGCCUCUUUGUAGCAGUGUUACCCGAGCCGGUAGGCGAGAGGCAGACGCUGUUUGUUUACAUGCCAUGUAUUUGGUAGCGAUCUUCCAAAGAAAUAAAAUGUUAUUUUGUACAUGAAUGUAAAAAUAAAUACGUUGUAUGCUUCUACCUCGGGUAAUACGGUCUGAUGUACGCCUCUUUGUAGCAGUGUUACCCGAACUGGUAUCAUUUUAUUUAGAAGACCGCUACCGACUAUAUGUCAUGUAAACAAAAUGGCGUCUGCCUCUCGUUUGGAUUUUUAAAUUCAGUGAAACAUAUUCUGACAAGCUUAAAACUGCUAUAACAAUUGUUAAUGAUGUUUAAGUUGAGCGUGCAAACGAUUCAAUGUAUAAAAUAAUUCAAAUAAAGUAGUGAAAGUCGGUGAAAUAAAUGGCUACAUAGUGAACUCAAAAACAGCUAAUCGAACGGUUUUCAAACUCCAGGCACUGCAUGCGUCAUAUUAUGA